GAAAAUUACCCGACACACAACGAGUUCAGAUCCGAUACCUUCACAGUGCCGACUGCGACGAUGCUGCAGGCGGCAACCGCGUGCUCUGUUGGAGACUCUGUCUACAAAGAAGACGAGGAUACCUUGGCACUAGAGGCCAAGGUUGCGCAUAUGGCGGGCAAGGAAGCCGCUCUUUUCUGCUGCUCGGGCACGAUGUCCAACCAGAUCGCGCUUCGGGCACAUUUGCACCAGCCUCCGCACCGGAUACUGUGCGAUUACAGAGGCCAUGUGUAUGCGCACGAGGCUGGUGGGCUGGCGACUCUGUCGCAAGCGAUGGUGACCCCGGUUAUACCAGCGAACGGGUUAUACCUGACUUUGGACGAUAUUUUGGAAAACUACAUCCCGGACGACGGUGACAUUCACAUGGCUCCGACCAAAGUGGUCUCGCUCGAAAAUACAUUGCACGGGAUAAUCAUGCCCCUGGACAACAUCCGCGAGAUCUCGGAGUGGUGUCGCGCGAAUGGUGUGAAACUGCAUCUGGACGGUGCGCGGUUAUGGAAUGCCAGCGCCGCGACCGGCAUAAGCAUUGGCGACUACUGUCAAUACUUUGACUCGGUCUCGCUGUGUCUAUCUAAGGGUCUGGGUGCUCCCGUUGGGUCGAUGUUGGUUGGCGAGCGCGACUUCAUUGAGAAGGCCAAUCAUUUUAAGAAGCAGAACGGAGGAGGAAUCAGACAGGCGGGAAUACUGACGAGGAUGGCCAGCAUUGCGAUCGACGAGAAUUUUGCCAAGCUGCGGAUAGGCCACCAGUUUGCACGAGACGUUGCGCAGUUCUGCGAGGCAAACGGCAUAGCAUUGGAGUCGCCGGCUGACACGAAUUUUGUGUUUCUGGACCCGAAGAAAUUCAGGAUCGACCCUGACGUGCUCGCGUCGCUGUCUGAAAAAUACGGCCUUAAAGUUAUGGGUUAUAGAUUGGCCUUCCACUUCCAGAACUCGCGCGAGGCAGUCGAUCAGCUCAAGGAGAUGCUCAAGGAGGCGUAUGAAUACGCCCAGACGCAUCCGUACGUGGCCAAGGGCGCCGUGCGCAUAUAUAGAGCGGAUAAGUCAAAGUAGCAUAAUGAACGCUAAUUUAAC
Molecule: messenger RNA, 1110 nt
Organism: Ogataea polymorpha
Lineage: Eukaryota; Fungi; Ascomycota; Pichiomycetes; Pichiales; Pichiaceae
Exons: 1
Coding region: 61-1089 (342 amino acids)
Biological process (GO): L-threonine catabolic process; glycine biosynthetic process
Cellular component (GO): cytosol
Molecular function (GO): L-allo-threonine aldolase activity
Source: RefSeq, a predicted model, not a curated record